Alosa alosa (allis shad) is the source of this 5644-nucleotide messenger RNA. Its product is annotated as zinc fingers and homeoboxes protein 1-like. The coding region runs from base 526 to 3111 and encodes 861 amino acids. Gene Ontology annotation, cellular component: nucleus. Gene Ontology annotation, biological process: regulation of transcription by RNA polymerase II. The transcript is spliced from 3 exons. Gene Ontology annotation, molecular function: DNA-binding transcription factor activity, RNA polymerase II-specific; DNA binding. Lineage: Eukaryota; Metazoa; Chordata; Actinopteri; Clupeiformes; Clupeidae. The record is from RefSeq and is a predicted model, not a curated record.
GGUGACGCCUGAUCAUUAAAAACUGCCAUUAAAAUGAACAGAAAUGAUCAAUAUCUCCACCGAGUACAUGAUGCGGUCGUAACGAGUUAGGCGAGGCAUUCACCGCCCGGCUUGAUACCCAAGCUUUAGAGAACGAUCAAUCAAAUGUGUACUGUUUCAGACAGAAACAUGUACAGUGUUUUUCUGCGAGUGUAGACAGCAGUAGACUCAGUUCACUGCCUUCACAGCUUCCGAGAACCCGCAAGCUAGCGAGCUAGCUUCAUUGCUGCAGCCUGGACCGCUGAAACAACGCAGGGAGGCAACAAGCAGACAAGAGCGGAAGACACGUCGCAGUAGGCAGCAUUGAAUCCGUUGUGUUGCAAGGGCUGAGGCUGUGGCUGCCCCGGAAAUACAGAUGAAAUUUUGAAAACACACCAGCCACUGGCGUGUGAGGCCAGCUGUCUUGCAGACAGGACAAUAAAUACUCAUUUUCUCACACACGUACACACACGUUUCAAUCAGCUGUCUUUUGGUGCUCUAAGCCCAAUGGCAAGCAGGAGGAAGUCUACGACCCCAUGCAUGGUCCUGCCGUCAGAUGUGGUUGAGCAGGACCCAGAGAUGGAGGCCAUGGAUGCAAGUGAGGGAUCCGGGAUUGGGAUCACAGAGGCGGGACCUACGGAGGGAGCUGUCCCACCAGCUGACCUGGAGCCAGAGCAUGAUGGACGCCAUUACACCGGUGAGGACAGCUUUGCCCGCAUGAAACGCCAAAGUCAAACUGGUGUCUUGGAUCCUUCACCCCCAGACCUCACAUAUGAGGGUGGCUUCUCUCAGCCUGACAUGGAGGACAGCGAAGACCCAUCAGUGUCCAGCAUUUCGCUCAGCAAGACUCCGAUCAUGAAGAUGAAGAGCAAAUCGGAGCCCAAGAGGAUUGCGGUGUCGGUGAAAGGCACGGAUGAGGGUGACGCGGUGCCGGACAGCGACGGCGACCCCGAGCCCAUGGACACCACGUCGUCCGUGGUGGCUCCCAUACCUGCUGAGAUGCUCAGCCAAAUCCCGAUGGAUCCAACCAAGUCCAACAUCCUCGUCAACAUUCCCAGCCCGCUGGUUGCCGACGGCAAGAAGACGGUGCUCAACCAGGCCACGGUGCUUCCUGCGGGCCUGGCACAGGUGCUCUCCGCCCUGCAGGCUCAGCAGAGUGCCCAGGCUCAGCUUCUGAUCCCAGUGAGCAGCAUCCCCACCUACAACUCUGCCAUGGACACCAACACGGUCCUGGUGAACACCUACAAAAAGUUCCCUUAUCCCUCUGUGUCGGAGAUCAUGGGGCUGUCUGCUCAGACCAAGUUCAGCGAGGAGCAGAUCAAAAUCUGGUUCUCGGCCCAGCGACUGAAACACGGCGUGAGCUGGACACCGGAGGAAGUGGAGGAGGCCAGACGGAAGCAGUUCAACGGCACGGUGCACACAGUGCCGCAGACCAUCACGGUCAUCCCGGCUCAUCACCUCUCGGCCACCAACGGCUUGCAGUCCAUCCUGCAGACGUGCCAGAUAGUGGGGCAGCCGGGUCUGGUCUUGACCCAGAUGGGCACAGCCAACAGCCUGCCGGUCACCACCCCUAUAACGUUGACCGUGGCAGGGGUCCCCACUCAAGCCCAGGCCCCCAAGGUCAUCAGCUGCCAGGCCAGCCCUGCAGUGAGCGAGACCAAGAGAGCUACAACUGUCCAGCCCCCAUCCCUUACCCCACAGGAGAACUCGGCCCUCAGCGCAGACCACUUUGGCAUGAGGCCUAAGAAGUCCAAGGAGCAGCUGGCCGAGCUAAAGGCCAGUUACCUAAAGAACCAGUUUGCCAGCGAUGCAGAGAUCGCUCGCUUGAUGAAACUCACCAACCUGACUAAGGGCGAAAUCAAGAAGUGGUUCAGUGACACGCGCUACAACCAGCGUAACUCCAAAAACAGUCAUGUCAUAGUUUUCCAUGAGAACACUCGGUCUAACAGCAACAGUGGUCCCAUCGUCAUUGAUUCCAGUGACGAGACACCUCAGUCCCCCAUCCCCUCACCCGUCAAGGAAAAGGAGACACGUGCAAAGACCUGGAACCCUUUCCCCGAUUUCACGCUGCAGAAGUUCAAAGAGAAGACUCCUGAGCAGCUAGUGGUUUUGGAGGAGAGCUAUCAGAAAUGUGACACGCCCACGGACGAUGAGCUCAAUAGACUAAGGGCAGAAACGAAACUGACCAGGCGAGAGAUUGACGCCUGGUUCACCGAGAAGCGGAAAUCCCCAUCGGUGGUAGCAGCAGCAGCAGCAGCAGCAGACCAGACCGACCCGAAAGCGGAUAAGUCCGAGGGAGAGUCCCGGAAGGGGAGCCAGACUCCCCCGGGAGCGAGACGUUCCAGCAAAGACAAAGUCACAAAGAAAACCCCCGAGCAGUUGCACGUUCUGAAGAGUGCCUUUGUGCGCACGCAGUGGCCGACCACCGAAGAGUACGACAAACUGGCCGAGGAGAGCGGUUUGCCGAGGUCGUACAUAGUCAACUGGUUCGGGGACACCCGCUACGCCUGGAAAAACGGGAAUCUCAAGUGGUAUUUUUACUACCUGAACGGAAACGUUGAGGGCAUGAACGGGAACAAGAGCAGGAAGAGGAGAGUGCGGAAUCGGGGCUGGGGUCGGUCCCGCAGCCGGAAGCCCAAGAAGAGCGUCGACCCCGAGAAGCCCCCUCCAAUCAAGUUCAAGUCCGGCAAAGACAUGCUCAAAGAGUACUACCUAAAGCACAAGUUCCUCAAUGAGCAGGACCUGGACGAGCUGGUGGCCAAGUCGAACAUGAGUUACGAGCAGGUCCGGGAGUGGUUCACCGAGAUCCGACGGAAAGUGGAUGCAGGUGUGGAUCCCUUCGCCGAAGCAGGAGGUGUGGACGAGCCCGAGGAGGAGGAGGAGGAAGAGGAGGAGUCGCAAGGGGAAAACGAGACGACUGCCGAAGAAGCCGAGAGUACCGCUGCCGGUGGUGGGGAGGGAGAUGGGGAGGGGGAGGGGGGCGAGGAAGGUGAGGCGGGCGAGGAAGACGACGAUGACGACACUGACGACAGUGAAACCUGGAAGCCUCCACAGAGCAUCAGAAAAACGGAGUCGGCUGCCGAGGAGCAGUGAAAGGGCUCAAUUGGCGGUUGGUUGUCGAAGGAUACAGCACAUGUUUAAGUUCAGUAUACUGUCAGUGUGAUUUGAGAAGCACUGCCUGACUGAGACUCCCACUUUUACCUGCCACCCAUUCACACCUUGCACCUUACACACCUAAUCAUUCAAGCAUUUUAGGCCUGUGUUAGUAUUUGCGCUUUGAAGUUAAUGACAAAAAUUUGAGCAAAAAAGAAAUAUAACCGAAAUGGACACUGAUGGUCAAAAAUCCACUCUAACCGGAGUAGCAGUAUUUCAACAACAUGAAGAAUUCUAUCCAAUUAGAGUAUCUGAUAAAGCAGAAUCAGCACAUUUCUCACACACGUAAUUAAAUUAUAAUUACUAAGUGUAUUUUGAAUCCCCCUGAAGAACAGCGUUGCUUAUGUACUGAAAAGAGGCAUGAGGGGAAGGAUUUACUGUAAAGGGUUUGUUUAUUGCUUAUUUGCAAGGAGGACCUGUGGUGCCAAAGCUACUCUGUUGAAUGUUCUGGUCCCCUCUGCUGUUGCUGUUACAAGAGGUGUCCACCAGGGGAGUAUGCAUGGUUUGUGUGAUCUCCAGAGGUGCUGGGAGGUCGACACAUAAUUAGGCACUUUGUCAACCACUUGUGUUAUUUAAUAGUGGUUUUAAAAAGAAAGACACUUGACUAGCCACCUUAAUUCUCAACAGCCAUCUGAUGGUUUUGAGAGACCAAACAUUAACAUAAAAUGAUGUAUCAAGAAAAGAAAAAAAACACACAUUUCGCCUCUGGUGCCCUAUGUAGCUGUUGAGUGGCUAAGAGGAGAUGACCACAUAUACCCUUACCCCACCAUAUACUGACAAUGAUCUGUAAAGUGAAACAGCACAACCAACAAACAACCAAUGAAGAGCUGUGGCUAUAGCUGCUUGUAGUCUAUCAGACCUGCACUAUGUGGAUGGUAUUUUUAAUCUUCUUAAUUGCCCUGUGUCUUUGUGGUUUUUUUUAUUACGAUAAUCAUGUAAAACAGUACUUGCCUAGUGCCUGUGUGUAAGGGGGAGUGGAGCCGACUUGUGGACUCUAAUAUUUUUUUUUUCAACUGGACUGUUUCAAAGCCAGUCUUUUCUAAUUUGUGUCUAAAUUGCAUGUCGCCUUUUAUUGUUUUGCGCAAAGUAGUAUGCAGGGCUGUACAACCCUUAUCUCUUCUCCUCCUCCUCUUCGUCUUUUGUACAACCCUUAUCUCUUCUCCUCCUCCUCUUCGUCUUCUAGUUUCCCUUCCUUCUCUUGUCUUCAAAAGCCACACCCAAGAUCUACUUUUAUGUGUGUUUCUGCGUGUGUGUUCUAAUGGUAUUGAUCUAUUCAACUAGAUGAAAAUAAUCCUGCAAAACCAGUUAAAAUAUCUGUUAGGAAUAUUGUUUCAACUACAUAAUUAAGAAGUUUUCAUCCAGAAAAUCAAUAUAAUUGCCUUGAAGACACGUUUACGUGCAUCACAGUAGAGUUUUACUGGGAUUUAUUACCUAAAAGUGAUAGAGUAAAACCUCUUUACCAUGCAGCAUGGUAUAGACCUUUGAUUUCCGUUUUAUGUGCAUGAAAAACAUUACUAGUAUUGGCAUUACUAGAAAUUGGAAACACUGAUCCCAAGUACAGCAUGCAAUAACUUUUAGUUAGUCACAGGAUAAAGGUUUGCUCAUUUUGUACAUACAGUCUUUUAUGCUCCCAAAUUUUACAAGUAGUUUUUAAUAGUUUUAUAUAUGUUUAUAUUUAUGAUGAUAAAAUCCACCUUGAAUUUACUCAAUUAGUUUUACGGUAUGCUGUGGAUGAUUGGACAUAAUCCGUGCAGACUGGCUACUUUGCACCUUUUCAAAAGAUGAAUUGAUGUAGAUUCAGCCGCGAAGUUGAACUGGUUUUAAAUCAUUUCAGUUUUUAGUUUAGCCUCUGAGUGCAAUGUAGAUUUCCCUUUAACCAUACUACCAUAUUGUGCAGUUGAGGUAAUGAGUGUGUGUGGUGGUAAGUACGGUCAUAACAUAGUCAAUAAUAAUUUUAACCCUUUGUGUCCUAUUUCUCAACCUAGAAGUUCUCUGGUUUCGCAAGCUUGUUCUCUAGUUUGAUCAUUAGUUGCUUCUAGAAACACUUUAUUUUAGUAAUGUGUGUGUCAGUGCAGAAAAAAUUGGUGGGUUUUAAUGAAAUGUACCUGUUAGCUUUUCAACAGUCAUUUCACACUGACCACAUUGGUACUAGACUUAAGACUAGUAAUGUACUUGUUAACAGUUAUCAGUGUGGAAUCUAAUGCCUCAUUGCAUUUUAGUUCAGACAGCUCAGCAAAGUUACAGAGAACCUGAAGCUAUCACUGAAGUGUUACUGGUUUCACUGUCAUUGAUUUGAAUGAGCCUGGAUGGAUAUUCUGUAGGCACCUCUGCUGUCAGUGUCAAAAGCUUUAUUCCCCUGAGCCAUAGGCCUUGUGCAAUGUUAUUAAUUUAAAUUGAAUUGUCCUUCUAGGCUGUGGCUUGAUUUAGACAAAAAUAUAUAUUUUAUACUUGUUUGAGGAUCAAACAAAUAAAU